This is a messenger RNA of Fibroporia radiculosa, 1059 nucleotides long. RefSeq lists its product as uncharacterized. Lineage: Eukaryota; Fungi; Basidiomycota; Agaricomycetes; Polyporales; Fibroporiaceae. Gene Ontology annotation, cellular component: catalytic step 2 spliceosome; U2 snRNP; precatalytic spliceosome. The record is from RefSeq and is a predicted model, not a curated record. Bases 1 to 1059 code for a protein of 352 amino acids. Gene Ontology annotation, molecular function: RNA binding. Gene Ontology annotation, biological process: mRNA splicing, via spliceosome. The transcript is spliced from 4 exons.
AUGAACGUCGUUCGUGAGAUUAACAAGAUCAACGAACGCGAGCUCGACCUUGGCGGGACAGGCUCCUGGCAUGACGACUAUAAAGACUCUGCAUACAUCUUCAUUGGAGGUCUUCAUUCUGACUUGACCGAAGGGGAUGUCAUCACAAUAUUCUCUCAAUACGGCGAGGUCAUGGACGUAAACAUGCCUCGUGACAAGGCCACGGGGAAGACCAGGGGCUUCGCAUUCCUAAUGUACGAGGACCAGCGCUCAACUAUCCUCGCGGUAGACAAUCUGAACAGUGCAAAUGUCCUAGAGAGGACUUUGCGUGUUGACCAUGUGAAGGACUACAAGCAGCCCAAGGUGAAGGGUGAAGAUGGCGAAUGGCAGGAGAGGGAGGAGCAGAGUUUCAAUGCAAAACCUGAGAUGAUUAUUGGUCCGUUUCAUGUCCUACUGACCCUUAUCGCGCACUCACGGCAGCAAAAAUACGCCACAGAAGACGAUGCGGAGUCAGACUCGUCUGUGGACUCGGGUCCACCAAUAGACCCAGAGGAUCCCAUGUACGAGUACCUAGUCGCGAAGAGGAAGGAGGAGAGGGCCCUGAAACGGUCAAAAAAGGGCAAGUUGAAUUCGAAGGGAAAGAGUAAGCACCAGGGCGAGACCCCAGAGGAACGGCGUGCCCGCAAGGAGCGCAAAAAGCUACGAAAGGCGGGCAAGUCCGCAGGGGUCAGGGGCAUUGAGGACUUGCUCAAAUCGCUCGACAGCAGGGCUGGAAACCGUGCAGACCACCGAUAUGGUAGCCGCUCCCCGGCGCGUAGGAUGCGCUCGGGCAGCAGAAGUCCGCUCCGUGAGAGGGACGGAGAGAGCCGCAGGGCUCGUUACUCCCCGGAUAGAAGGCGAAGCCAGUCACGCAAUCGGUCUCCCGCACGGGGUGCUCAAGCUCAAGAGCUGCGUUCGCAUUCACCGGGCUUUAGGCCCUACGACGACAGGCGUGCGACGGGGUCCCACUACGACCGCGAGAGUCACGGUCAUGACCAUGACCGAACACUCCCGUCACGACGCCGUAGGGAUGAUGACUGA